Molecule: messenger RNA, 1674 nt
Organism: Oikopleura dioica
Lineage: Eukaryota; Metazoa; Chordata; Appendicularia; Copelata; Oikopleuridae
Source: the annotation of a GenBank genome assembly
AUGCGUUGUGCGUUAAUUUCUACGUUCAUAGCAGCCAGUGAUGUACUGGCAGAUACAGAUUGCGGAAAACUCCAAGGGCCACUUUCAGGACUUGAAUGUGGAGAGGAAAGGUGGUGUUCGAAUGGUUUUACUUGCAAUAUUCAAGCGGACUCCUGCGACUACACAUGCGAAGAAAAUUGCCCUUCGGUGAUCUUAAUAGGAAAUGCUCCCACUGAUGAAGAUUUACCCGGGCGCCAGGAGACCUCCGUUCUUGGGGAAGUUUGUCAAAGCUCUGCCUUUGAAGACCGGAGAAAGGACCUCGAGCAUUAUAAGUGCUCAAUGAGUAAUGAGGGCUUGAUAGUCAGUGUCACCGUUCCGGAUGUCGUCAGAUUGUACGACUGGGACACGCGCAAGAUUACUCUUAUUCCAAAGUCUGUAGCGGACAAACAGGAUCCUAAGAAGCCAACAACUGUAUUUGAAAGCAUCGGCGCUACUGAUCAGAAUGCCUGCAUCGGAAUCGCUAGUAAUGGUUUCGUCCAUUUUAACGUCUCGCAAAACGAAAACUGUCGAUUUGACAAAUCCGAUUUUGACAAUGGAAUGCAUGAGUACAAGUUCACCGUGGGAUACGAUGAUUUAGUCGACGAUACAAAUCCCUUGAAAGACGGCACAUUUCCGGUUAUUAAAUACGGUCGUCAAUGGGAUCUUAGCUGCUCUCUCGAUGGGCUCGGAGCUAACUCAGUCGAGGUCUCCGCUAGCGGUGAUAGACUGCUGGACCUAAUGGAUGACACCGAAAAAAUCGACUUCGAUCUUGAAGUUUUCGGCGCAAAUGACUUUAAAACUCCCUUCACGACGAAAAACAUUGAUCCAAUGGUGGAAGAAAUUCCGUAUGCUUACUUCAAAGCGUCCGCUUUUAUCAAGAAUGAAUUCCCAGACGACGAAACUGAUCAUUUUCUGCAUAUAAAAAGAUGUAACGCAGAGCUCAUUGAUACUUCUGGACAGUCGCUGCAGACACAGCGAUUACUAUUCAAGGGGUGCAAAGAAGACAAUGCCUUUGCAGAUAGAAAUGUUCUCCAAUACGAUCGAGUUCUUAUGGACGCAUACAACAGCGAUUAUUUCCGUCUUCAUCUGUGGAAGCCACACGGGUACGGAGAGUAUGAAUUCUCCGUGACAUGCCACAUGUCUGUCUGCACGAUGGCGGAUGUUCUAGCUGGAAAUAAACAUUGCAUUGAUAAUUGCGAUCGCUACGAUGCAUUUAAAAGUAAUGGUAGAAAGCGAAGAUCUACUACCUUUGAUGAGUCCUUGAUCCCUCGACAUGAAGUUUCGAAAACCAUCCGUAUAAAAUUUCUUGAGCACGGCAGCGCCCCCUCUCCCAAGAUAAUUCAUAUUAGCGAUGAUAUCAUUUCCCUCCCAGACAUAGAAGUUCUUGAUAAUAAGAACCGUUUCGUCCCCCUCGAUGUAUAUUAUCACGAAAAUAAUGUAGAAUCUAGUGGGGAAGAAUUCAAGCCGGAAAUAACCCUCAAAAUUUCACCCGAUAAUUCUGUUGAUGAUGAGCAUCGCUUUCCAACAGAAAUCAGGAAUAUCCCGGAGAAUAAUUUCCAAUUGAACAACAGAAACAUCGCUCUUAUUUCAAUCGGGAUUAUUUGCAUCAACGCGUUUGUCCUUAUUUUAAUCAUAUCAAGAUGCAAACAAAACUAG